AUGGAACGUCUCUUGGUGAGCAUCGAAAAAGCGCCGGAUGCCAAAAACGUCACGGGCUUGGUGGAGGCGGUCUAUGUGGCGAAAGGUAAUUACAAUCACUUUUAAUUUUCCAUUUUAUUAUCUUAAAAUAUAGAUGUUUUUUUUGCAAAAUUUUUUUUUUUAAUUUGCCUUUAGUCUGUCGGGAAAAUAAUGAGCACAAUGUUGAUGCAUCGAUCGCGUCGCUGAAGGGAAAAAAUGGUUUCAUCACAAUUCAUUUUCUUCGGCGGUGAUGCGAUUUUCGCUGCGACAGAGUGCUCAUUAUUUUCCCGACAGACCUAUACAUACAUUAGACAUGACUCAUGUCCCAAUGACUUAAAUUUUAGUUCAUAUUUAGUGUACAGGCACAGCUGAGAUAUUGAACAAUUUUCGCAGCCGAGAGAGUACGCGAAACGCGGAGAGCCUUAAGAAAAAAACUUUUUUCUGGGAAGCAUUAACAAUUUUCCGUCGGAAUAGGCACGAAACUAUUCCAAAAUUCGCAUGAAGCCAACUUCUGAGAUAUCAGUCUGUCGGGAAAAUAAUGAGCUCUCUGUCGCAUCGAAAAUCGCAUCGCCGCGGAGAAAAUGAACAGUGUCGCGGCACAAUCAAAUUUCUUUUCACUUCAGUGCUACAUUGUGCCCGUUAUUUUCCCGACAGGUGAUAGUUUAUAUUACAGUGCAUGUGUGAAAUGACACAAGCGACAUUGCGACUGUACGAUUUAAAAAAAAUUUGUCUAAUUUUAAGAAUCUACAGUGGCGGACCUGAUCCAGUGGCAAAAAACGUACCAUUUUGCAUCCGGGAAGUAUCAAAAAUGUGGCAAAAUGCCUCCCUCUCCAUGUGAAAAAGCUCCGAUUUCAAAUGCGCGCCCACUUUUUUUGUGAACGAAAGGGCGCGCAGUUCAAAACGGAUUUUUUUUAGUUGGAGAGGGAGGCAUUUUGCCGCAUUUUUGACACUUCCCGGAUGCAAAAUGAUACGUCUUUUGCCACUGGAUCAGCUCCCUCACUGUACAAUUUUCAGAGUCCAUAAAAAUCCCGGCGGUUCCGAUCCCGGAAAAGCGGAAAAAAUGCUUUCACAUCUUCGACCUCAUCCUCAACUCCAACAAACAAAAGCUGGUCCCACUGGCCGUCGAGGGCCUGCAACAACUUCUCCGGGACUCCGCACUGCUCUCGGAGUCGGCCACAAAAAAGGCGGAGGAUUCGCUGUGUUCGCAGAUGCUUCGAUGCCUCAAGCCGCUGCCCCAAUGGGACAAGCAAUAUCAAUGUCAGAUCUUAACUGUGAGUUGGCAAUCCAGUAAUAAAUGAUUUUUUCUAGAUCAUUGUGCAAGUCAUAUCGUUGAAUGAAGUGACCGUCAACCUAAGCGAUGUGCACGAGGCUUUACAGGUAAGAGCGUUGAUGUGUAGCGCUUAAUAUCAGUCUGUCAGGAAAAUAAUGACCACAAUGUUGCUGCGCCGAUUGCGCCGCUGAAGCGAAGAGAAAUUUUAUUUUGUCAUUACACAAUUCGUUUUCCUGGUAGCGAUGCGAUCUUCGAAAAGUCGGGAUUCAAAAAGAACCAAAAAUUUAGGCUGUUUGUUUGCUAAUUCACCCAUCUCUUCUGUACAAUAUCUAUGCAGUUUCACAAAGAAUAUGCGCCUCCUCCGUCGCCGCGCAAAAUUAUUUCUUGAGUGCAAGAGUUGACCUGUCAAGGAAAGAGUUGACCCAUCAAGGAAACACUUGACCCACCUCCAUUGCCGCAAUCCCUCUAUGGAAACGACUGCUUUCAAUUGCAGAUCUGCACAUCCACCUUCUCCAGUGAAGACACGAGUGUUCGACUGGCCGUGCGCGCCGCCAUCACCCAAAUGCUGAACUCGUUUUGCUCAAACCGGCAUUGCAAGAUAAUCCGGCAAGCGUCCGUUGAAUCCAUGUGCCAAAGCAACCACAAUCAAGAGGAGAUUGCGGUCUUCAUGGAAAUGCAGGCGUUGCUGUCGAAGGUCCACGAAAAGCUCGCAUCCGCGCAGUCCGCCGAGGACCUGCAAUUGGCGCUGGAUUCGGUGUACAGUAUUCUCAGCGCUCAGCCGGGGAACUGCUUCAAAUACAUGCCUUUGUACAAUGUUUUAAGGUUGGUAAAAUACGAGGCGUUUUCUUAAAUAAUGACUGACUGAUGAACAGCAAUUUUGCAGUACUGAACUAGUGCCAUCAAUGCUGUGCCUUUUACACUCCUCGGACGAACGGCCCCCGCCUGCCAAGUCGCUGUUAAGCCGAACCGCGACGACUCCAGUCAGCCUUACCAUUUUCAAUUCGCCGGAACUGGCGCGUUCCUUCUACCAGUAAGUUAUUUAGUGGCGUUAACGAUUAGUUAACGGCCUUACGUUUUGUCUGCACCAUGUAAAAAACCUAGUUUUGCACCGCGCAAAAAACCCUAUUCUGCACCGUGCAAAAACCCCAUUUUGCACCGUGCAAAAAUCGCAUUCGACACCGUGCGAAAAACCUGAUUCUGCACCGUGCAAAAAUCCCUUUCUGCACUGUGCAAAAACCCCAUUCUGCACCGUGCAAAAAUCGCAUUCUGCACCGUGCAAAAACCCCAUUCUGCACUGUGCAAAAACCCCAUUCUACACCGUGCAAAAACCCCAUUCUGCACUGUGCAAAAACCCCAUUCUACACCGUGCGAAAAGCCUGAUUUUGCACUGUUCAAAAACCCCAUUCUGCACCGUGCAAAAACCCCAUUCUGCACCGUGCAAAAACCCCAUUCUGCACCGUGCAAAAACCCCAUUCUGCACCGUGCAAAAACCCCAUUCUGCACCGUGCAAAAACCCCAUUCUGCACUGUGCAAAAACCCCAUUCUACACCGUGCGAAAAGCCUGAUUUUGCACUGUUCAAAAACCCCAUUCUGCACCGUGCAAAAACCCCAUUCUGCACCGUGCAAAAACCCCAUUCUGCACCGUGCAAAAACCCCAUUCUGCACUGUGCAAAAAUUACAUUCUGCACCGUGCAAAAACCCCUUCCUACACCCUGCGAAAAACCUGACUCUGCACCGUGCAAAGAUCGCAUUCUGCACCGUGCAAAAACCCCAUUCUGCACUGUGCAAAAACCCCAUUCUACACCGUGCGAAAAGCCUGAUUUUGCACCGUGCAAAAACCCCAUUCUGCACUGUGCAAAAAUUACAUUCUGCACCGUGCAAAAACCCCUUCCUACACCCUGCGAAAAACCUGACUCUGCACCGUGCAAAGAUCGCAUUCUGCACCGUGCAAAAACCCCAUUCUGCACCGUGCAAAAACCCCAUUCUGCACCGUGCAAAAACCCCAUUCUGCACUGUGCAAAAACCCCAUUCUACACCGUGCGAAAAGCCUGAUUUUGCACUGUUCAAAAACCCCAUUCUGCACCGUGCAAAAACCCCAUUCUGCACCGUGCAAAAACCCCAUUCUGCACCGUGCAAAAACCCCAUUCUGCACCGUGCAAAAACCCCAUUCUGCACUGUGCAAAAACCCCAUUCUACACCGUGCGAAAAGCCUGAUUUUGCACUGUUCAAAAACCCCAUUCUGCACCGUGCAAAAACCCCAUUCUGCACCGUGCAAAAACCCCAUUCUGCACCGUGCAAAAACCCCAUUCUGCACCGUGCAAAAACCCCAUUCUGCACUGUGCAAAAAUUACAUUCUGCACCGUGCAAAAACCCCUUCCUACACCCUGCGAAAAACCUGACUCUGCACCGUGCAAAGAUCCCUUUCUGCACUGUGCAAAAAUCCCAUUCUGCACCGUGCGAAAACCUGUUUUUGCACUGUGCAAAAACCUCAUUCUGCACCGUGCAAAAAUCCCAUUCUGCACCGUGCAAAAACCCCAUUCUGCACCGUGCAAAAACCCCAUUCUGCACCGUGCAAAAAUCACAUUCUGCUUGAAAAAACGUAAUACGUAAUAUCAGUCUUUCGGGAAAAUAAUAUGCAUUUUUCGCAACGAAAUGUGUCGCCUCAUCGCAGUCGCACAGUAAAUCCCCAGCCGUGGCUGGCCGUUGCACAGCGAUGAUGAGAUUUCACGGCGCGACGAAUCCAUAUUAUUUUUGCGACAGACUGACAUAUUUAUGAUCUCCAUCAAUUUCUCACAUUUUCAGAGUUGUGGAGCAACUUCUCCGUCUGCUGAGUCGUGCGCCGGACGCGGAACCAAUGGUUCUGGAGCUUCUGCGGACCGCGAUUGUCUUUCCUUCCGUGUCGCGGCGGGGAGAGGCAUUGAAACUGUUGAAGCGAACCUUCUCAACACAGUCCAGGUUCCUCGAAUUUAUGGAUCUCUGCGCCAAAGAGCCGCAGUUCUGGCCGCUGAUUCUGAGCUGUUUAGAAGAGUGCGUGAAGCAAGGGUCGACGGAGACGGCAAUCGACGCGGUCAAGGCGACAUCGGCGUUGGUAAGGGCGAUAGUUGAUAGGAGAUGUGCUUCAAGUGCGACGCUCAGAUUUUCUUUAAAUUUUGCUCAAAAUUUGAGCAUAGAUCAGUUUUUGAUGAAAUUAGCUCGCGUUUUACUGGAAUGGCCGAAAUAUUGAACGAUUUGUGCCGCCGAGAGAGUAUGCGAAACGCGGAGAGCGGUCAGAGAUAUAAAAACACUUUUUGGCCUUAUCUUGGCCAGUUUCGCAAGGAAAAAACUGAUUUUUAAGGAGACGUUACCCCCUACUGCAGAAAUAGGCAUGAAACCUUACAUGCCAAAAUUUGCAAAAAAGUGGUACAUAACUUUCGACUUUUAAAUAUCUCGAUCGAAUCGGCAAAAUGAGAGUCAUAUGUCUUUAAAGACAUUUUCCUAGAUUUACGUCAAGCUUCAUCAAAAAAUUUGAGCACCGCAUUUGGAGGCAUACUCAAAGUUUUGAUGGAUCUUAAAAGUCGUUAAAAUCACGCUAAAUUUUUGUUUUCAACUUUUGUCGAAAACUUUUUUUGCCAGUUAUCGGUAUGUCGGGAAAAUAAUGGGCACUCUGUCGUAUUAAAAAUCGCAUUGCCCGGGAAAAUGAAUUGUGUCGCGUCAAAAUCAAAUUGUUUUCACUUCAGCGACGCGAUUGGCGCAUCAAAAUUGCGCUCAUUAUUUUCCCGACGCUGAUUUUUAAGCAACUUUUAAAAAACACACAAAAAAUUUCAGUUCAACGGUCUGAAUGGGCAGUUAAACCCGAAGCUCAUGGAUCAGCACAACACUCUUGUCUUUGAGAUCCUGAAAACUGCCAACAACGCUCGAGGUCAUGGACGGGUCGGUGCGGGGAUGAUUCAAAUCUCGCGACAGCGGAAAAAAGAGAAGCUCAACGAGGAGUCAGCAAAGCUGUUUGUAACAAAGUUGAAAGAGAAUGUAAAAGCGUGGAGUGAACUGGACAUUGCUGAAGACGUGGACAAGAAAAUAUUAGAGUUUUCGGAGAGCAUAUCUAAUGGUAAAAUUUUUUUAUUUUUGGAUAAAAAUGUGACUGUGUUUAGAAUUUUCCCAGCUCGAACCGGAAGAAGGAGAAAGUCCGGCGUUUCUGAAUACCGAUACCGCAUAUCUCACUACCUACGCUGCUUUGUCGUUUGGUUUGAGGCUGAAGACUUCAGAGCCGGAGAAGGUAAGCAAUCUCUCAAAUCUUUGCCCACCGGAAGCUGUUGCUCCGACUUUCCUUAACGUUUUUUGAAAGGCUCUGUAAAAUUUUCCGAACUUUGUAGUAUCAGUCUGUCUUAAAAAUAAUGUGGAUUCGUCGUGCCUUGGAAUCGCUGACGGCUGGAGAUUUGGAGCGAGAAGGUGCGACGAGGCGAGACAUUUUACUGCGAAAAAUCCACAUUAUUUUCCCGACAGACAGUAAUGUGUAGCAAGUACAUUUUUAGGCCUUUGUCGGUUCGUUAGAACGAGUUUAAAAAAAAAUUUGUGUUUAAAUAAUACACCAGAAUUUGCGCAACUGUAUGCAAUAUGCCUUUGAUGCAUACGACAUGAUGACUUUUUCUUUUCCUUUACAGGCCCUGUUCUUCGACCAAAUCAACGGCUCCGGCUGUAUGAUCUACGCGAAAGACCAGUGGCUCAACUCGAUCUUUGACUACUUGUUAGACGCCGAUUUGUUUGACGAAAUCCCGGCGCCCGAGAACACUGUGCUCUAUCAGGCAGUUGACGACUACGACGGCUACAAUGGCCAAAAAAUGUCGUUUGUCCGGAAAGAAGAGGAAAUAGAAGUGGCCGAUGUGCGAUAUCAGUACUGUAGGUGCCUUUACUCCCGUUAUAAAUUGCCUGUUUAGUCAGGCAAUGGCUGAAGGACAUGUUUGCGGCAAGCUGGAGUACAAUCCUAUACCUCUUGACAAAAUUUUCAUUGAGUUUGGAUCGGAAAAACAUGGCCGAUAAGAUUCAAAUCGACGCUACGGAGGCCACAUUUGAUGCCACAUUGUCGCUGAUGUAUUUGUUGAUGAAAUUACGUAAGUUUCGAGCUGUGAAGACCAAGUAAAACUAAAAGGAAAUAACUCUUAAAGCGCCGCUUAUAUUUCGAUGAAACUUGGCGCAAAUUUAAAAUCAUUUUUUUUUGAGAUCUAUCCGACACUCUUGGCUAACACUUUUUUAGAAAGGAACGAGAUUUUGAGGUCAAAAGUUGUCGGAAAUUUGAAAUCGGAGUUUUUGAAAACGGAGUUUUUUCACUUGGAGAGGGAUGUAUUUUGCCACAUUUUUGAUACUUCCUGUGCAAAAUGAUACGUUUUUUGCCAAUGAAUCAGACCCUCCACUGUAUGUCCAACGUGUGUGAAAAAUUUAAAGAAAUUCUGAGGGUCGGAAUUGGAGUAAUUCGCUUGUAAAUUUACCCAGCUGUACAUAUUAGCGCAACUAAAUAUUCCAGGCCUCUCAUCCGAGCUGAUCUGGGUGUUCGAGAGGAUCGGCGAGGAGAUCUGCCUUCUCGAAGACCUCCGCGAAUUCAUCUAUCAAAACAUUGGCCUCGAAACCAAGAAGCCUUGGAGAAUCAACCGGAUCGACGCGCUUUGCCUGGGCAUCCUGCUUGACCACUCCAUCGACGUUGGAGUUCUCUCGCCGCAGUCGCUCAAGUACACGGUCCGAGUGAUUGAGUACAUCGUGGAGUUGGAACGAUACUCGUUUCGACUUACAAAGACGGCGAACACAACGUAUGACGCGAACGAGACAUCGUUGAAUGGAUUGCUAUCCAAGGUCUCGCAGAAUGAGCUCUCGUUGGCGACGGUGGGCAGGGUGUUGGAUGAGCUGAUGCUGAAGAUUGAUACGUGAGUCGAAUUUGGGAAAGUCGCGUCGUGUUUUAAACUUUCUAUCGAUUUGUUGGAAAAAUAAUGAGCCUAAUGUCGCUGUGCCGAUCGCGUCGCUGAAGUGAAAAUCAGUUUGAUUUUUUUUGCUUCACGAUUCAUUUUCUCGGCGGCGAUGCGAUUUUAGAUGCUACAGAGUGCUCAUUAUUUUCCCGGCAGAUCGAUACGUAGCUUUUUGGGUUGAAAAUUUACUGUCUCUUGAGACGCCACUUUUAAGUUAAAAAAUAACCGGUUGAUUUGCUGUGGAGUCUCUAAGAUAAUAAAUAUGAAAACCGCUGAUUCCAGCGGCCUCUGUGAGCCGAGAUAUCGGUCUGUCGGGAAAACAAUGUGGAUUUUGUCGAGCCUUGGAAAUCAUCAUUGCUUUGCUAUCCACGGCUGUAGAUUUUCUGUGCGACUACAACGAAACAAAGAAAUUUUGCCACGGUAAAUCCACAUUAUUUUCCCGAGAGACUGAUAAUCAACCAGAAAGUUUGACCUGAACCAGUUUUUCCUUCGGUUUUCCGAUAUUGUAUGUUGAAAAAGCGCUUUCAGUUUCUUCGACACCGCCUCGAAGAGCCUAAACCUUCACGCUCUCUGUCACCUUCUUAAAUUCCUCUGCACCGCCGAUGAAGACAACCUCCGGAACAUUGAAAUUACACAGUCUAAAAACGCCGUCGAUGUCAUAAUCUCCAGCUGCGCGUUGCCGCGAAUUUCGCGGAUUGUAACGGGUUCAGUCCAGGGCAGACCGCAGAUCCACUUGAUGCGAAUCUGGGGUGCUGUCAAAGAGCAUUUGGUUGAGGUGGGUUAACAUGCCUAAGGCAAUGUUUUCAAAUUUAGGCCGCCUCCUCCAAAUACCCGGUCGAAAUCAACAAGUUGGCCUUGUCCGCGAUUUACGAUAUCAUUCGCGCCAUGUUGAACAGCGAGACGAAUGGCUCAACGUUUUCGCAAAGCCUCUUCAACGCGUAUUUGGAUAUUGUGUGCUUCAAUGUUUGCAAUGAGGAGACUCAAGAGCACGUGGUCUCGAACCUGGCCACCUUCAUCGAGGACAGCCCGGAUCAGCUGGGAAGCGGCUGGAAACCGUUGUUCGGAGCGUUGAAGGCGAUCCGAAUAUCUCCGGCGAAGGAGGCUGGUAAGCAUUUUCGUUGCCUUAAGAUUACUUCUUACGGUUUUUAGCGGACGAUGAAGUUGUAUAUUCUCCAUUGACAUCAGCCAACUACGCUGUACUGGAUGUGUUCAAGAAGUACAUGAGCAUUACGGAUGGAGAGAUUGUGCUGCCGACGGCAAUGGAGUUCAUUCAUUGUAUGGUUCAUUACCUGCAGUCUACGGAUGGACUGGAUCAACGUAGGUUUUUCGCUGAAAGCUAGGGAAUCUUGACGCGAAAUCAAGGCCACAUUGCGAUGAUGAUAUUAGCAUUUUCACAAAGUGCCUGGACAUUUUUUCGCCCUCGCACAGUGCAUCUUGAAUUUUUGUCGCCAACGCACUGUGGAUUUUGCAAACCUCAAAAAGACCGUUUGCACUGUGCGAAUUCUCGCGGCGACGCAGUUGAGAAUAGCUUGUGUCGCAGCGAUAUUUCAAAUUCACAGUGCAAAGCCAAAAAAGCUCAAUGCACGGUGCACGUCAAACUGAGGAGUCCGGUGACCGGAAUAGACUCUUCGCUAUCGGUUUUUUACACUUCGUCUUGAUUUCGCAGAGAAAGAGAGAAAAAAGACAGGCAAAAUCGUACUCUCUCGCCCCAAAAAUUCCCCAUUUCUUCCCCGACAAAACGUUUUUUCGCGUCUUUUUUUGGCAAAUUACCAAUCCAUUCACCGGACUGUUUUAGCUUAUCUCAGUUUGACGUGCGGUGCAAAAAAUCUAGGGCUUGUGGCACACGCCGCGACAAAUGUCCAGGCACUUUGUGAUUCACUCUGUCGGGAAAAUAAUGAGAACUCUGUUGCAUUAGGAAUCGCAUGGCCGCCGAGAAGAUGAAUAGUUUAGUCUGUCGGGAAAAUAAUGGGCAAAAUUUCGAAAACAGUACGGGGUGUUUUUUGUGUAUAGUAUGGUGCAAGCCGCGACAAAUUCCUAUGCACUUUAUGAAAAUACCAUCUGUCUGUCGGGAAAAUAAUGAGCACAAUGUCGCUGGGCCGCUCGCGUCGCUGAAGUGAAAAGCAAUUUGAUUUUGACCGCGACACAAUUCAUUUUCUCGGCGGCGAUGCGAUUUUCGAUGCGACACAGUGCUCAUUAUUUUCUCAACAGACUGAUAGGAAAGUUUUAUCAAUUUUUUGCCCAAUUUAUCCACUGAUAUCGACCGUUUUUGCUUCUUUCAGUACCUCAAGACCCGGACGCAGCGCCCUCCAAGGAGAGUCAGCGAGACACGGCGAUUGGAGAGACUGUAUUCUCAUUCAUCAACGUUCUGCAAGCCCGUCUUAUUGGCUACUUCAACAACCCCUCCGUCCGACCGGUUCCGUCGUUACUCAGUCGACUUCAACAUCGGGAACAGGCCUUGGAAUUCUGUGACCAAAGCCGAAUGGAUGAGAAAUUGGAAGAGUUGACGGAUCUGGCAAAUUAUCUGCAAGAGGAUCAAACUUUCGGUGUGGAUCCUUCGAAACUGAGUUAUCGCUUGGCUAGUAAGUCUUAUUUAUUGUAUCAUUGGGAAGAUCAGGCAGAAUGAAUCAGUUUUCACGGCCAAAAAGAGGGGCGUUUUGGGUAAGGUUUGUAUAGAGUGCGCGGGCACGUUUUCCUUUCAUCGCGAAGUCGCCCACGCACCGUGCAAUUUGCUGGUUUUCGCACAGUGCAAACUUGGAAAAGCGGUUUGCACUGUGCGAAUGAUUCGCCAAAACCGCAGCGACGUAGUUGGAAAAAGCUUGCGUAUCGGCGAUAAUUUGAUGCACCGUGAAAGAACUAAUGGUGCACUGUGCAAAUUAGGGUCUGCACCGUGCAUUUUGCCACUCGGCAAAAGGUCUACGCACUUUAUGAAUUUUUGGUACCUCUUUCUCUCAAGGGAUUGGGCGUGGGAAAAAUCUAUGCGAGGAGGGACCAAGGUAAUUCUGGUGACAAGAAACUCUUCUGUGGCAAAUAAAACCGUUCCCACAAAUUUUGGAUCAGCCAUGAAAGUUGCGGAUCCCUUACUUAGCCACAUCUUUGACUAUGAUUUUUUUUCAGGAAAGUCCCUACAACUUCCUUGGACGAACUGGACGGACACUCAAAAAUGCGUCGCCGAACUCCUUGUCGGUUUCAUCGACGAACUUUGUGGCCUUUUGUUGACCUGUUCGCGUCAAAUCCUCUCAACUUUACUUGUGCAAUUCACUGACUUUGUCAAAGCCAUAUCUGACUCGCCUUUAGGUAAGAUUUAGCCUUCUUUCUGCUAUUAUUUUUUCAUAAAGUGCAUGGACAUUUUUUCUUGUCGCACAGUGCAUUUUGAACUUUUUUCCAGGCUUGUCGCCAAUGCACGGUGCAGUUUUUCUUUUCGCACAGUGCAAACUCAAGAAGAGCCUUUUGCACUGUGCAAAUUUCUGGCGCUGUCGCAGCGACGUGGUUGAAACGUGCUUUUUAUCGCUUGCGAUAUUUCGUUGCACGGUGCAAAAAACAAAGAAAAAAAUGGAAACGGUGCAGGAAUCCUUCAAUUGCGACCCAAAAUGGGGUAAAGCGACACCGCACGUCAAACUGAGGAGUCCGGUGACCGGAAUAGACUCUUCGCUAUCGGUUUUUUACACUUCGUCGUGAUUUCGCAGAGAACGAGAGAAAAAAGACACGCAAAAGCGUACUCUCUCGCCCCAAAAAUUCCCCAUUUCUCCCGCGACAAAACGUUUUUUCGCGUCUUUUAUUGGCAAAUUGCCAAUCCAUUCACCGGACUGUUUUAGCUUAUCUCAGUUUGACGUGCCCCGUAGUGAAAAUUUUAAAAUUUUUUUGGGAAAAACUUGGUUUAGGGGUUCUCGAGGGUGCUGAUUUCGAAAAUCGUGUUCAUUUUUGCUGAAAAAGCCCCGGAAAUGGACUUAAUGCUUGAUUAUGAUGGGGUUAAGACACAUUAUUUAGGCCAGGUCGUCACACGAGUUUGGGGAAUAGGUCGGGAGCCAGUGAAGUUCAGAAAAAAUGAAGACGAUUUUUGAAAUCAGCAGUCUAGAAAGCCCCUAAACCAAGUUUUUCCUCAAAAAAAUCAAAAAAUUUUUACCCCGGCGUCGCCUUACCCCAUUUUGGGUCGCAAUGUAAUUCCACAAUGCAAAAUUGGGGUUUUUAUGCACUAUGCGGGCCACGACAGAUUUCCGUGGACUCUAAAAAUAAAUGAAAUUCUUACAUUACUGCCAAUUUUAGGAGUCGACUUUAGUAUUUUCAUCAUCUGCGCCACAAUCAUCCCGUCAUUGCAAAAAUGGUCCCGUCGGGAAGUCGAUGGCUUCGUUCCUUCCAGCCAGAUCUCGGUUAGCGCAAGGAAUUUGAAACAAGCCGCCACGGUGGUGACGGAAAUGGUUGGGGAAAUCAUAAGGUAAGACUAGCAAAAAUUUAUUCUAACUUUAUUCGACUAUUUUUUAGCAAUGCCCCAUCAAAUCCGUCAAGUGAAGCCCUUGCAUAUGAUAUUUUCUCUUUUUUCAACGAACUUUUAUCCCAUUCAUCGCCAUUUGUCGCUGGAACUGGAAGCGCUUGCUUCCGACAUCUGGUCAACUCGUUCGGCAAGGACUUUGAGGAGAAUGUCUGGGAAGUCGUGUGUUCGUCGUUGUGGAAAGCAAUGUAAGCUGGCGAAUGCGUAAUAUAAUUCGGCAUGAAAGGUUGAAUUGUGGACGAACUUUUCACUAUCCGCAUUCAGUCUUUCGCUGUCCGCAAUUGAGAAUUUUUUCCGGUCCGCACUUCCUUCUACUGUCCGCAAACACGGUUUUCGAUGGCACUGAUUUCGAAAAUCGUAUCCAUUUUUUCUGAAUUUUACAAUUUCGUAUUUUGCAGUAAAAAAUCAAAAAAUACUUCUGAUGAGAGUGGGAUUCGAACCCACGCCUCCGAAGAGACUGGUGCCUUAAACCAGCGCCUUAGACCGCUCGGCCAUCUCACCACAAUAACCGAGGUUAUGAUUUACUUUUUCGAUUUGAAGAGGGGGCCCUAUUCAUAUGUAAGAAAACUCCCAUAGCUUUGAAAGCGGUGGAAUUCAAAUAAUUGUUGUCCCAUUCGUGUUGUCAAUGUAGGGACCAGGGGUUGUCAAUGCAGCAUUUCGGUUGAAGAAUAGUUAUUGUAAUUGGCAAAUUUCAGCGGUUUGGAGUUUUUGUCUAACGGGCGAGAAAUCCCGGGUUUCUGCGAAAAGUAUAGUGCCCGACAAUUAAAAGUGAAGUCUCGAUUCUGAGCCCGAUAUUGCCCUGAGGCACAAGGUGUUCCCCUAGGCCUCUUCGGUACCCUACGCCGAUACAGAGUGCCAAUUUUCAUACAUGUGCACUUUAAACGCACUGUGCAACGGGCGAUUGAAAAAUUUUUGGGCGACAAUUAAAAGUGAAGUUUUUAAUUUUUGGACUUACCUGACCUUUUGAGGGAUCUGUUGGGACGGAAACCGUGCAGAGACAUAGUCAGGGUUACAGUGAAGAGCCCUAGACACAAUUUUCGAAAAUUAUCCAAAUUUUUUAUGGUACCAUUUCCCGGCAUCAAGACGCGGGGUUUAUGUGCCACAAAACGGGGCGUUUAGGCACAAUUUGUUGUAAGACUGGUAAUUUUAUGAUGCUGAAUACAUUUUCUGACUAUCUUCAUACAAAUAAUGCUGUGAGUUUGUCAAAUUUUGGCCCGCUUCAAAGCGUGCUUAUCGACAACGGUACUAGUCAAGGAGAAUAUCGAUGCAAUUUCGAAAGAUGUGUCUAGGGCUCUUCACUGUAACCCUGACUAUGUCUCUGCACGGUUUCCGUCCCAACAGAUCCCUCAAAAGGUCAGGUAAGUCCAAAAAUUAAAAACUUCACUUUUAAUUGUCGCCCAAAAAUUUUUCAAUCGCCCGUUGCACAGUGCGUUUAAAGCGCACAUGUAUGAAAAUUGGCACUCUGUAACGGCGUAGGGUACCGAAGAGGCCUAGGGGAACACCUUGUGCCUCAGGGCAAUAUCGGGCUCAGAAUCGAGACUUCACCUUUAAUUGUCGGGCACUAUAAAUAAGAACGCUCGCACCUUAUACAUAUGCAUAGGGUUGUUUAUUUUACCAACCCUUUCAAAUCAAAAAAGUAAAUCAUAACUUCGUUUAUUGUGGUGAGAUGGCCGAGCGGUCUAAGGCGCUGGUUUAAGGCACCAGUCUCUUCGGAGGCGUGGGUUCGAAUCCCACUCUCAUCAGAAGAUUUUUUUUGAUUUUUUUAUUGUAAAAUACGAUUGAUUUUAUCUGCAAACAAUUUUAUAUUGAUAUGACAACCACUGUGUUGCGGCAAGUCCACAUUAUUUUCAUGACAGACUGCUAUAGAGUCCGUGAUUUAUUUUACCAAACCGAAAAAGUAAACCAUAGCCUCGCUUGUUGUGGUGAGAUGGCCGAGUGGUCUAAGGCGCUGGUUUAAGGCACCAGUCUCUUCGGAGGCGUGGGUUCGAAUCCCACUCUCAUCAGAUUUUUUUUCCUUUUUUACUAACAGGGGAAGUACUCCAAGUGCGACGCUCAGAUUUUCUUUAAAUUUUGCACACACGUCGGGUAUGGACUAAAUAUCAAUUCCUGAAAGUUUUAGCUCGCGCUUUACGGGCGCCGCCGAAAAAACAUUAUCCUUUACGGUAGAAAUCGACAUGAAACUUUUCUUGCCGAAAUUUGGCAAAAAGUCCAAAAUUUUUGCCGACUUUCGAUCUAAAAAUCUCGGUUGUUUCUGCAAAGCGCGAGCUAGGAUUCUCGCAUAUGUCUUAGAAAAAAUUAUUCUAAAUUUGUGCCAAGUUUCAUCAAAAUAUGAGCGUCGCACUUGGAGCACUUCCCUCGUAAAUAAGCAAUUUUAAAUAACAGAAACAAUAUACAUAUUUUCCACGACAAAUCCCCUAAAAUUCUCUUCAAUUUCCUUUUCUUUACAGACCUUUUUUCAGCUGCCUCAGCCUCAUUCCCAUCCGCAAAUUGAUAGCCAAAUUUGUCCCUAACUCGGUGGACCUGAACGGCGAUAUUGGAGAGGUGCAUGUGGUUGUGAAGGAAAACUGCCGCCAGCUAGACCUAACGGAAUUCAAGAUCAUGUGUCAUCAGAUUUUCCAAAUCGAAAGCACCAAGUCUCCGCAAAACAAGAGCAUUGAUCUGGAAGUGGAGAUGAGCAAAAUACAGUUCAACUAUGUCUUCGUUUUUCGACCAAAAGGAACGGAAAAAGUCGCUCAGGCUGAUCGGUAAGUAAAGUUAUUUGCAUGGGAGGUGGUCCAAGUGGGGCGCUUAGAUUUUUUAAAUAUUUGGCAGGGAUUUCGGGCAUAGGCUACAUAUCAACUCCUGAAAAUUUUAGGUCGCGCUUUGCAGGCACAGCCGAGAUAUUGAACGAUCUUUGCGGCCGAGAGAAUACGCGAAACGCUGAGAGCGGAAAGAUUUGUUUUUUUUGUGGAAACCUUACCCUAUACAAUAAAAAGAGACAUGAAACUUUUCAAGACAAAAUUUCGAAAUUAAAAUUCUCUUUUUUACCAACUUUCGACCUAAAAGUCUCGGUCUUUUCUGCAAAGUGCGAGUUAGGGAUCUGGCGUAUGUCUUGGAAAGACUUAGUCUAAAUUUGCGCCGAGUUUCAUUGAAAUCUGAGCGUUUUAUUUAGCUUAUUUUCCCUGUGAGUCGUGAUAAUAAUGAUGGUCACGAAAGUUCUCGGCUUUUUUUAAUACAUGGAAACAUUUUCCCUGCCUAACUUAUACAAAAUGUACGUAUAUUUUCAGAGCGGUCUCAAUGGACGAGAUCAUCUCCGGCCUGAUGUCAGCGCAAGCCCUCCUUCAGCUCUUCUCUCAACUCCUGGUUGGCCAAGUUCACUCCUCCCAAUUGGGUGAAUCCAUCACUCGAACACUCUCCUGCCCACAGGGCGACAAACCGCUGGCCUCGGCGUUAUCUCAAAAGCAAUUGGGAGUCCUCGUGGCAUGCCUGGAUGGGAUUAACUGUGUCGCUGACGAGUUCGACGUCCGCCCAGCGCUCAAAUAUCUGCUGCAAAAGCUGAUCAAUGGCGAUCAGCCCGCCAAUCUGUAUCGACUGUCCGUGGCGAGCAAGGCGAUCAAACUGCAGACGGUUUUUGAGCUGGCAAAGCAAGGAGAGCCGACAAAGUAG
This is a messenger RNA of Bursaphelenchus xylophilus (pine wood nematode), 15343 nucleotides long. The record is from the annotation of a GenBank genome assembly. NCBI's taxonomy places the organism in Eukaryota, Metazoa, Nematoda, Chromadorea, Rhabditida, Aphelenchoididae.